AGCGAAGAAGCAGAUGAGGACACCAAGCUUCCACAAACAUCACCCAUUAUUAAUUCCAAAGCACCCAAUCCACAGGAAUCUGGCAUCAAAAGACUCGAUGGUUUCCACCCAGCAUACAAUUAUUUGAUUAUUUUCACAUCAUGGCUUGUCUGUCUCCUCUCCAUGAUGGUAUUUUCCAGAUUUAGUUUCUUCUCAAGGGAUAAAAAGCGGAUGCCCCUACCACAGAAAAGCGCCACCUUCCAAGAAUCCUUUGGUGUUUGGUCAGAUUACAACAGAGAUGAUGGUUACACAGAACAAGGCCAAGAGGCCUUACAGCACAUGUGA
Messenger RNA from Staurois parvus, 324 nucleotides. The record is from the annotation of a GenBank genome assembly. NCBI's taxonomy places the organism in Eukaryota, Metazoa, Chordata, Amphibia, Anura, Ranidae.